UCUUAUAAUUCAUGAAUGUUAAAUGAAGUAUUCGAAAUUACAUCACACUUUCAACAGAACGGCUUCCACCGAGAAGAGAAAUAUGAAUUAGAGUCAGAAAAGCCUUGCCAAAUAAUGACUAGCCUAAUAGUUGCUGGACUUGGCGUCGCUGGAGCUGCAUUUGGAGCUCGGUUUUUGAUACAAGCUUUUAAGAAAGUGAAUAUCAAUGCAAUACAACAACAGAUACCAAAGAUAAAUGCCUCGGCAUUUAGCGGCUACUACAAAGGAGGUUUUGAUGUGAAGAUGACAAAAAGGGAAGCAGCAUUAGUUCUUGGUGUCAGUCCAUCAGCCAACCGAAUGAAAAUUAGAGAUUCACACAGAAGGAUAAUGUUGGCAAACCAUCCAGACAAAGGUGGAUCACCAUAUCUAGCAUCCAAGAUAAAUGAAGCAAAAGAUUUACUUGAAACUACUGACAAAUCGUCAUGAAACAUAAAUUUUUGGUGUGAGAUGCAAUUGUUACUCAUCUGAACUGUCUCUAAGAUUAACUGGGUUUUAUUGAUAAAACAAAGCUUGUUUAUUCAGAAGCCCAAAUGCUACUGUAAAACAGGCAUAAUCCUUAAUCUGGUAAAUAAAACUCAGGUUGAAACUAUUAUUUUGUUUAUGAAAUUAAAAUUGAAAUUAAGUCGAAACGCAUGUCAUAGAUUUUGAUAGGCAGUUACUCUAAAAUACUCUUGUUAAGGAAUAAGAAAAUUCAUUGAUAAUUUGUGUGCCAUCAUCAAUCAUUGGCUUGUAGGAUGAAAUGUCAUUCAAAUUUGUAUAAAUGACUAUUACUGAUAAGUUUUGCAUUUUCAAAGUGUUUUUAUCAAAACUUGAAAAUUAAGCACAUGAUAUAGAGAAAAGCAGAAAGCUAGACAUUCCUGUAGAUAUUUGUGAAAGUGAGGCACCACCUUUUAUUAUCCAUCUACACUAUUAGUACAAAGUAGCAACAAAGCCUUACAAAAGAAAGAAUUGAUUAAAAAGUAGUCAAGUCUUUUAAUUCAAUUUCUUAGUUUGUUGCCCACCAGUUUGCCAAUUAUCAUGUUGCAAGUGUUUUUCACUCAUAGACUUUGUUUAUGUGUUAAUUUUUGGUAAAAGGCGUCUAUUUUGAUUUGUACUGGCUGUAAUUCUAUGACUUGUAUUUCAUCUCAACUCAUUCAAUGAUAUGCUACACCAAAAAUUUCACGAAGUUCGUUUAGAAUUGUGGAUAUUGCAUGUAUGUAGUGACAACAGCUUCCUUAUAGCACCCAUCUGAAGCCUUCACAAGUGCUUGCUUUUUAAUGUCUAUAAAAUUCGAUCUUGUUGAAUAAUUUAAAAUUCUUCUUAAAAACAUUAUUUACUGCAAUUUGGUAAAAAUUAAUUACAGUUGUUCUUAUUUUGUAAAAAUUGAAUGCAGCAACACAUAACCCUAACAUUUUUCUUUUUAUCAACUAGAGAUCCUUCCACAAGUUAAUAAAAUUAUCUUGAGUUUUAUUGGCAAGAUCGAUUUCCCUAUCAAACUUCAUUCUGUCACAACGUGUCUGGUUGCUUUGAUAAGCUAGAUGAACUGUUUCCAGUAACAAAAACUCGGGACCACGCUCGCUAUGUUACAUAGAUAAUCCAUCCUUAUACCCUGGGUGCCAGAGCCACGAAAUUUCGAGCACGGAAAUGGAAAACCAAUCGGAGAAGCGGAGGAGCAUCCGCUCCUUACUUCAUUUCCCCGUUCGAAAUUUUGUGGCUCUGGCACCCAGGGUACCAUUCUUAUAACAAUGUCAACGACUCGCCCUUCUAAAUAUGUUAUUUUCCAACUUAAGAACUUACGACUCGGCCCUAGGCAAUAGGGAACUAAGUUAUUCUUAUCAUAUCAUAAAGGAUAUAGUUAGCCCUCUGGUCAACAAAUGGUAUCUUGUACUCCUAGAUCGAUCUUGUUAAAAGUUGAAUUUGAUGUAGGAGAACCAGAGGCGUAGGUAAGGGUAUUUCAGGGUUUGGGAGUGUGGCAUCGCCCAUUCAUGAGCUAGUCGGUAAACCUUCAGUUGAUCAACAAAACCCAUAGUUAGUUGGUAAAAUAGCCUGAUUGUAGGUCAAAUAGCAACUAAUUUUUUCUUUAUCUAUGUCUUCGUUGGUAAAUUUUACUUUUGAUGACCCUUCAAACCCUGGUCUGGAAGAGGUCGCGUUAGGCCACUGAGCAGAACUAAUGAACAAAUAUAAUCAGAACUAAUGAACAAAUAUAAUCGUGUAAAUCAUGAUCACUAGCUUUAAUUGCUAUUAACACAAUAAGGUAAACUUAUACAUAAGUAUGCUGAGUUCAUAGUCUCAAAUUCUACUCGAAAACGAAAAGAAUAAUGUUUAUAUUGUAAUGCAGCGACAAAGAUUAUUGACAUUUCAACUGCUUAGGUCCAUAGUACUUUCCAAAGUAAUCGUUGUUGGUCAUAACCAAUUCAACACUGUCACUCUCAAAUUCUCUGUAAUUUCCCGUUAUGACGAUUGAGCCUUUUAUUUUGCUCGCACUACAGAAACACCCAGAAUCUGAAGGGACCUUUUUUACUGCUACAUCUGUUUUCCGAGUAGAAAUUUUCUUCAAAUCCUUGAUAACUGAAGUGACUUUGAAAACAAACAUUUCUUUAUCUUCCUUCACUCUUUUUCCAACAUAAGCUGAAACAUAAAACUUUUUUUAUCCUUGGUUCAGUAGUUCAUGUUUGACUGGUAUCAGUGAAUUUAUUUAGGCUGAUAUUUGAUAUGCAUGGGAAAAACUGGGGGUUGGCCAAUGUUAGGUUAAAGAAUAAUAGCACAAGUUUUUGCAAAAUAGAAACCCUGUCCCCACUGUCUCCCCCUCUUCAGGGGCCCUGAAAGGAGUUUAAAAUCAUAGGGUAAGUAGGGGGCACUCAAAACGUUUUAAUGGUGGAAAAUUGCAUUGUACCGGAGCUCGAUCUUUGCUAAAAAGUGCCUUGUAGUGGGCUAAGUGAGUGCUUCAGAUUUCCACCUUGUGGUAAAAGGACCUAGCGAAAUUCGCCUCAUUCGCAAGCUGAAAAAUUGUUUUUAAUUGGCAUGUUUACUCUUCUUUAAUGCGUUUAGGUUACGCUAUACAAAAUACUCCGAGUCACACUUCUCCGUAUAAACGUUUUUUUACAUUUUUCGGCAAAAUGUUUCAAUACCAUGAAAUUAAUGUUUUGGCAAACAUCAUAGUAUUUCAGAUGGCUGUUAAUGCCGUUGUUACAAAAAGUGCAUUUGUGGAUCUUUAUAUGUAUGCGUAAACAGUGAACCUUUCCAGUUAAAAAUUAUUUUUUUAAGAGUAAGCCAGAUGCGUUUCCGAUAGCCUGGGUAUCGAAGGGGAGAAUGCUUACCAUCAAAACAGCGUGCACCUUUGCGGAUAGAAAAGUUAGGCCAGUCUAUAUAUGCUUUAUGACAUAAGGUUAUCCACCCGAAGUAACCCAUCACCAUCUUGUUUAAGGGAGGCUUAAUAAUACGAGGGUGAACAAGUUGCAAGCCAUGCAAAAACCCGCAUUCCUAAGUUGUUAAAACAUACCACUUUGCUGAUAAUGUCUUAAGAGUAAGUAAAAUAAGAGUUUUGCCGUAGCUGUAGCCCCACUACACACGCUUAAAGCCGCAAAACUGACAAUGGCCGCAAUCCAACAAAGAAUCACAAAAAUCCAUAAGUCAAAAUUAAAAAACAUGUUCGAGGAGCCGUCAACAUGUAAUAGCCCCCCCCCCCCCUUGGACCUGAUCGCCGUAUUGCGCAAUUACGGCGUGGAUCACAACAUUGAUCAUUCAGAAACGAGGGCAUGUCCCCCCCUCUAAACUUUAACUGCGAAAGUCACUUAAAAUUUCCCAUACAGGAAACAUUAGUUUUUCUUACCGAAGUCACUUUUCUCGAUGCUCGUGCAAAGGUCUGCUUGAUCACAUGGCGUACAAAGGGGUGGUAAUUCACUUGGCGGUAAUAUUUUCGUUUCCGCGUCAGUUCUCUCGACUUCUGAGCCUGUCAUUGGAGUUUCUGUUGGCGGUGAUUUUGUUAUAUCUUCGCUCGUUCUUUUCAUUUUUGAGUCUGUCACGGCAGCUUCUGUUGUCUUAG
Molecule: messenger RNA, 4060 nt
Organism: Rhopilema esculentum
Lineage: Eukaryota; Metazoa; Cnidaria; Scyphozoa; Rhizostomeae; Rhizostomatidae
Product: mitochondrial import inner membrane translocase subunit TIM14
Biological process (GO): protein import into mitochondrial matrix
Cellular component (GO): PAM complex, Tim23 associated import motor
Molecular function (GO): ATPase activator activity
Source: RefSeq, a predicted model, not a curated record